AUGACUGCUGUGGUCAGACCUGGGGUCAGUGUUUCAGGGCUAUGUGAGGAAGGGGACAAGUUCCUUGAGGCCGGAGAGUUGGAGAGGGCUACCACACUCUACAUGUCUGCCUUUAGGGCUCAUGCUGCCUCAACUAUGUCCCACAUGCGGAAACUGAAGUCCAGCCUGGGUGGAGUGAUCUCUACUCUAGAAGGCUGGUUGGAUGGUUAUGGGGACAACCAGCCUGCUGAGGGUCUCAAUAAAGGUCUUGCAGCCGUGUUUCUGUCCACGCUCUGCCCCAACAAUCUGUCCGCCACCAUUUUCAAAAUGGAGUCUCUCCUUCAGAAUGGUGGACAUAGCUGUGAGGAGAUUUUUGCUCGCUGCACUGCUCUGCUUGAAGGGAAGCACAAUUUUCAUUCACAAGGUAAUACUGGCAUUGUGUUGGAGAUAACACAAGCUCUGGCCUGCUUGUUCUCUGAGCCUCACAGUGUCAAGGGGCUGAAGCUUUACCUCAGGGUUUACCUAAGCAACAAAUCUGAAACUGUCACUCUCAUUCGAAGAAGACAAUCUCAGCACCUUCCCAAAAUAGUGGAGGCUUAUAGAGACCAACUACUGCAAAUAAUUCCCUCUUUGAUGUUUGACAAUGAUUGUGCAGUAAUGUCAAAGGAGUAUGAAAAGCUUGAUGUAGAGACUUCUUCAACAAUUAUUGAGUUUUUGUUAACAAUCUCCCCUGAUAAUAGAGAAGUGCAGGAACUCCAAGCAGCAUAUUUGUUUUUGAUAGGCAGGUUUGGUGACAGUGCAGAGGUUUACUCGGCUCUUUUGAAUCAUGGUCAUUGUCAGAAAACAGAGAGUAGUGAGGACAUGUCAUUCAUAGUAACUCAUGAGAGAAGAACAAAGCUCUUAACGUGUCGAGCAGCAGCCUGCUUGUCAGCAGGUGGAAGGACCACAGAGGCAUGCAGGGACCUGGGAGAGGCAUUUGAGACCCAUCCUGCAACUGCCAGGAUUUAUUUCCAAAAGUUAUUCUCAGAUCAAGGUGCAGGGAUGGCUGCUCGCAAUCAUCUCCGUCAGGAGGCAGAGAGGGGCCUGUCUGGUUACAGAGAACGGGUCCUCAUCCGUCCAGACCUUCGAUCUACUGAUGGAGUCGAACUCCUGGAUCCUGUGAUCAGUCAGUUACGGACUCUGUGCCAUUUGGAGCCUGACGGCGGAAGCAGAGAGCUGCGGGUACGACUGGCAGACUCUCUUCUACUCAGAGGGGAGCACAAAGAGGCACUCUCUAUCUGCAGCCAGCUAGCUUCUGCUCAAGGUCAGCAAAGCUAUCAAAACACUGUACAGGUUCUUUGUGGAUAUGCACGACUUCUCUCUGAUGACCACAAGGGGGCGUUAGAAGACUUCCAGGCUGUGAUUGAACACAAUGCCCCCCACCCAACCAGCUGUGUGCGGGCGCUGUGUGGAAGGGGCCUCCUGCGCAUGAUGGGCAGCUCAAACUACCUCACAGCUCUGGACUAUGUGACCGCCAGCAGGCUGCAGCCUCAGGAAACAGCACUGACUGUUCGCUGCUUGGUGCCAUGGAACUACCGGGGACUCCUAGUCACUGUUUUACUGGAGCAAGGACGAGUAAUGCUGGAGGGGACAGGGGAGCAUGAAUCCAGGUCCUGUUCCCAUGAAGACUCCAACAACACCAGAAAGGGGAUCAGCCACAAGCUCCAUCAAAGAGAGAAAACCAGAGAUCAGGGUAUAAUAAUUCCUGCUGGUGUCCACUCCCUGGCUCUGCUGUUGAUGGAGCUCCAGCCCGGGAAUGAUGCGUCUCAGAUAAUGGCGGCGGAUGCCUUGUACCAGCUGGGCCGGGUGGAAGAGGCCUAUCGACUACUACUUUCCAUUGGGCCCAGCAGUCCACGGGCAUCCAUACUGGCUCGCCUUGCCCUGCUGCAGCUGCACAGAGGCUUUUUAUAUGACACCAAUCAGCUGUUGAAAAAGCUCAUCCAUUGUGGUGAUACAUGCUGCUUGCGCCCUCUGUUGGCGGUGGCACAGCAAAAGGAUCGGACACUCCUGCAGGCACACUGUCACACUGCUGCUAAACGCAUCCUGGAGGGCACAAAAGAGGAAAGCGCAGUGAGGGAGGCUGUGGCAUAUCUUUCCAUUGCUAUCAUGGCCUCUGGUGGUGAGGCAGAUGACUCUUUGCUGGAGAGAGCAAGGUGUUAUGCCUUGCUGGGCCAAAGAAAGACUGCCAUCUUUGAUUUCAGUGCCAUUUUAAAGCGUCACCCAAAACAUGUUCAUGCACUCUGUGGAAGAGGCUUCACGUAUCUCAUGCUGAAUCAACAACAGGAAUGCACCAAUGAUAUCUUAUCAGCACUUCAGAUGAACACAGACAUAGUCACCAAAGACAUCCUGUCCCUCAAGGACAAGGCACGCAAGCUGGUCUGUGAUUGGCUGCAUCAGUUCUGUCGAUCUAAUCUGUCAGACAUCCUAGUCACUAACGCUGUCCCCUGCCAUGAAGAGCUGCUUAGAAAGGCUUUUAUAAUUGGUGGAGCUCUGAUGAGGACUGAUUGCAGAGACCCCAGGUGGCAUCUCCUAUAUGUGGACACACUCUUAGCCAAAGGUGACGUGAAAGCAGCAGGUGCUCAUCUGGGCCAGGUGUUUGGCCAGGAGCCAAGAGAUGCAGUGGCUCAAGCCAGACUGGGUGUGGUGGAGGCCUGGCAGAGUAACUAUCGCUGUGCGGCUCGCAGGCUCAGCAAACUUAGUGAGAAAGAAUCAUCCAGUCUGGACUUUCUGCUGUCCUUGAUGCCAGUAAAUCAGCGAAAACUCAUUGCACAGGCAGCAGCAGAGGAAGCCAGCAGAGUGUCAUCAGGUGGUCACUGGGAUCAGGCCCUUACACUCCUGAAUGUUGCAGUACACGCAGUGGGAAAUCAAAGACUUCAGUAUCUUCGUCAGCGGGCUGCCUGUCUCUCUCAGCUGGGCUUACAUGAACAUGCUAUAGCUGAUCUAGAUAAAGUUAUCCAGAGACACCAGGGAACUGACUCCAGCUGCUCAGAUGAACCUCGAGUUUGGGCGGAGGACCUGUGUAGACGUGGCCGCAGCCUGCUGAUUUGUUCCAGGGAGGGAGCAGCUCUGGAGGACUUCACUCGAGCUUUGGAGCUUCACAAGGACCAGACCGUCCAGUGUGUGGAGACGGGUCUGGGGAGGCUGUGUCUGGCUGAGUGCUUCCUGCGGGGGGCGCUGCAGCACUAUGGAGAGCAGCAGCUCAAUAAAGCCUGGGCAUUUAUUGAAUGUGGCCUAAUUAUCGACCGUGAGAAUCCAGAGCUUCGCAGACUGAAGGCAAAGGUCAAACGAGAAGUUACCAGCCCCUGUAAUGUCAACUAGUGAGGAUAGAAUCAAUAAGUAGCUCCAGCUGAGGUCACAUAAUGUAACCAUGCAAGUGCCUAUACCUUUAAGUGCCUGUGAGGAACUUUUGGUUUAAAUUGAUUUAGGCAAGCCCUGUGGACAACGUAGUACCUCUAACUUUUUUGCUGAUAUUGUCUUGAUUAGUAAUUAGCAUUUUUUGAUAAAACAUCUCAUCCUGUGUUCUUUUAACACUAAAACAUAUUACUCAUCAUGAAUCAGAAGUCACAGGCAUUAAACAUUACUAUAUAUAAAUGAUCAGUUUAAUCACUGAUGUUCUUGUCUGCUGUAAGCUUAUGUAGAGGCAUCUGUAUUAAUUUCAGCCUGUUUCAUGACCACAAACUCCUCAUUGGAGCUCCAGCAUGUCAGAAAACGUCAUUGAUUGGAGCUCAAGUUAAGGGCUUAAAUAGGACAUGCUUGAAAAUUCUUAGAGGACACUUAACAUCACACUACAUCACAUUACGUAUACAUCUUAUGUCUUCCAACUUCAAUUCAGGUCUUAAGGAUAACUGGAAAGGUUUGUUCUAUUAUUCAUUGUAAUUUUUCAUGCAUCAUAUGAAUAUCAUUCAUUCUUUAUAUAAUUAUUAUAUUAGAGUAUGAAAGGUAAAGAUUUGUAUCACCCCUAAUCAUUUAAAUGUUUAAAUAUAUAUUUGUAUGUGUACCACAUAACGUUUAUAG
Messenger RNA from Labrus bergylta (ballan wrasse), 4032 nucleotides. The record is from RefSeq and is a predicted model, not a curated record. Lineage: Eukaryota; Metazoa; Chordata; Actinopteri; Labriformes; Labridae.